GAGGUCAAAUGACCUGUUUUGAGGAUUGUGAUGCGUAUUUGCUAAUUACGGGCUCUUACUGUCACGCUAUUCCUUCCUCGGCUCAAUUGUACAACAAAAUACAGAACGUAUUGUUCUUUUCAGACAACAUGAUAGUUGAUUCUGAAGAACGUUAUGAGCGAAGCUCGUCGCCGCGCGGCCACGUGGCCUCGCCGCCGCCGCCUCGCACCGCAGCGCCGCCGCCAACACCAGCGCCAGACUCGCCGCAGCAACCACCGUCCCAGCCCCCGACGCAACAAGAGCCGCUGCGACCAGCCUCUCCGCGCCCAGGUCCGUCGUCUGCUCCAGAUCUACCAGAGACACAAGCCCAGGUACUUUCGUCUUCAGCGGGGGAUCAAGAACUCGAUGACGACAUUUUGCUAAUGCUAGGUGAUGCUCCAAAACCAGAACUGGCGUUAGGCGACAGCAUACACAAGGACGUGGCCAGUAGGUGGCAUGAAAUCUUACUAAAAGGUUUACAAAAGGAGGUUAAAGAAAAGCUUUUUCAAGAGUACCUCGUGCCCAGCAAUUGUGACCUCAUAGUUGCUCCUACGCUUAACGCCGAAGCUAAAGCGGCAUUAACAGAUAGUUCAAUAAAAAGAGAUCAUGCCAUAAUGGAAAAACAGAAGCAAUUAGGAAUUGCUCUGUCUGCUCUGGCGCAGGCCAUGGAUCAAUUGCUUAAACCAGAUGCAUCUGUGCAAACAAUCUUGAAACCAGUCAGUGAUGCUUGUCGUAUCUUAUGCGAUAGUCACUACUUAGAAACAAAAACACGUCGCUACUUCGUAGUUUCGUCAAUUAACACCGAUCUGAAAGAGACGCUUACUAAUACGGUUAGAGACGGUUUCCUUUUCGGAGAUAAUGUAUCUGACAAAUUAAAAGCCGCUCAAUCUAUUCAAAAGUCUGGUGAAACAUUAAAACACACACCUAAACCGGUUAACAAUCGUUUUAAUAAAAAUAAUUUUGUACUUAACAAAAAGUCGCAGAAAAACAAUUUAAACUUCAAACCCCUGCAUCAAAGGACGCAGAGCAAGCCCGAUGCAGGGCACUACCGGCCGUCGCCGCGCUCCAGCCGCCCGAGCAGCGUCCGCCCCCCACGCUGCUCCUACUCGCCGCGCCGCCGCAGCUACCGCAGCUACAGGAGAUAGCUGAACACGAGGUACGGUACGCAGGACGAUUACGAAACUAUACCCAUAAAUGGGCACAGAUCACUUCUGACCCUACGAUUCUUGAAUGGACCCAGGGGUAUAAGAUUCCUUUUACCUCUGUGCCUACCAGAAGAGAUUGUCCUGCUGUUUAUUCCAAGACAAGAUCGGAAAGAUCUGACUAUGAAAAAGCUAUCAAUAAACUUUUAGAAAUCAAUGCCAUUUCAAUGUGCGAGCAUGAUCCCGACGAAUUCAUUUCUAGUAUUUUUCUGGUACCUAAACCAAAUGGCGAGAAAAGGUUCAUUCUAAAUUUAAAAUGCCUCAACAAGUUUAUCGAAACUCGCCAUUUUAAAAUGGAAGACUACAGAACCACGUCUAAAUUGAUAACUCAGGAUUGUUAUAUGGCUUCUAUUGAUAUUAAAGAUGCUUAUCUUUUGAUUCCUAUAUAUAAACCGCAUAGAAAAUAUCUACGAUUUAUGUUCAACGAUACUUUAUUUGAGUUUAAUUCUCUCCUAUUUGGUUUAU
Messenger RNA from Cydia splendana, 1685 nucleotides. RefSeq lists its product as uncharacterized. Bases 9 to 1163 code for a protein of 384 amino acids. NCBI's taxonomy places the organism in Eukaryota, Metazoa, Arthropoda, Insecta, Lepidoptera, Tortricidae. The record is from RefSeq and is a predicted model, not a curated record. The transcript has a single exon.